UGUGUCAAAAAGACCCAACGAGCAAUAUGGACGAAAGUUUGUAUUUGUUUUCUCGUGAUCCUCACCGUAAUGUUAAUCAUUGUUGCCAUAUCAGUCUACCUAUCGAUGCCAUUACACAAUGGACAGAGAUCAACGAACUGGGAGAAGGAUUUGAUGGAAAUAUACCAGAAGACAGUGGUGGAUGUUUCAAGGCCAAGGGUACCUGAAAAUGUUGAUGGGGAGGACUAUCUUGACCUGCAACAACUUAAUUUGCUGAAACCGAUAUCUCAUUUCUCUGGACUCGAUUUCGACAAAGAAACUGCAGAUCGAGGAAAGAAUUUGACGACACUCCGAAACUGGGCCAACCCUGAUGGUUCUGACAGAAAGCUCCUGUACAAUGGAAUGCGUUACGAGAACGGCUCCAUCACAGUACCAGCAGCAGGAGUGUACCACAUCACAAGUCACGUCAAGUUCUACAUCGAGGACAACAGGAAGGAUGACAAGCCCUCCAGACAUUCCAGCACCAGGUUGUCCGCUAUAGCGCCUCCAGCCAGACACAGGUCGUGUUGUUUGAGAAUGCCGUGACUGAGUGUAAAGAGGGUAUCGACGACGGAGCUCACCUGGAGUACCCGAGUGAUGCUGGUGGAUUGGCUCUGUUGGAUGCUGGUGAUAAUAUCAUAGUUAAGGUGUCUCAUCUCCAUCCCCUGAAACACGACAGAGACUGGCAUUUGGUUGACAUGUAUCUUGUGUAACGUCUUUAUAACCUGUGCCUGAGAACGUGUGAUUAUACACAAAUUCCACGAGUUGAUUACCUGUUAUUGCUUUAUGUACAGCAUCUUCAGCAACUCCUCGUUGAUAUUCCUGUGGCUGAUGAUAGGAGUGAGUUUAGUUUUACGCCGCACUCAGCAAUAUUCCAGCCAUAUGGCGUGAUGAUAGGUCUUUAAUUCUUCUAAUCUUAAUUUCUUGAAACAAUAGUACACGCUAUUCCCAUUACACAAUGGAAUAUUUACUUUGGGUGACACGAAUUGAAUUGCAGGUUUUGAUGCGUGUCCAUUGGUUUGUAGUAAAUAUCCGUUUUCAGUUGGUCUCCUUGCCUUAUAAUCUUCACGUCCAAAAGAUUAGUCUUAUUAUGGUCGUAUUCCAUGGUUAAUGAAAUCAAAUAUUGGAUCGAAUUUUCCGAAAACUGUUUACAUUUUCACUGUUGAGAUCCAAAUAAGAAAACAGUUGUACAAA
Molecule: messenger RNA, 1212 nt
Organism: Haliotis rubra (blacklip abalone)
Lineage: Eukaryota; Metazoa; Mollusca; Gastropoda; Lepetellida; Haliotidae
Exons: 6
Coding region: 70-564 (164 amino acids)
Biological process (GO): immune response
Cellular component (GO): membrane
Molecular function (GO): tumor necrosis factor receptor binding
Source: RefSeq, a predicted model, not a curated record